AGAGACUGUUUUUUUGUAACGGAAGCGGAAAUGCACCUAAGGUUAGAGGUCAGCAAGCCUUAGCAACGAUCUAGACCUUGGAUACCGUUACCACGACAAUAGGUUCCUAACAGCAGAAACCAUCUGCGUAACGGAUGAUUCAAGGUGCCUCUACAUCUAAAAUAAUGAGAUAUGUUUAAAUGCCUGCCUUUCCUGCUAAAUUAAGGUAAAAUAGUUAAGGAAAAAUAGGGAACUUGUCCAACUUUUGUCAGACAGCAAAGUUGGCCUCUGCAGUCAUUCAACAGUCGUGAGCCAGCCUUAGGGAGCAUUUGAAUCUAAAAUUCAUCAUUAUUAUUGAUUAAUGAGAUAGAAGGAGAGAUGCUUGCUCCACAGUGGUCAGAGAAUGAUCGUGUUGGGAAAAUCAGGGAUUCCAUGCUGGCCAAUCCUCUCAUAAUAAAGUCUGAACUUGGCAAAGGAAAGCGAAGUGGUAACCCCCUACCAGGACCUACUCAUGUGUAUGGGACAAUUGAGAGAGUCUAUGAUGGCGGAGUUCCUGCAGCUAUUGGUCACUGGCAUACAAUUAAACCCAGAAAACAGGAAACUCUGCACAAACUCAGACGUGACUUUGCAGCAUUGAAUAAAGCAGCCAUUAAAGCUGGAUUGGUUACUCCACGAGAGAUCUAUCAGUUUAGGGCAACACACAACGUUGGAAUUUUGGGGAAAGAGGUAGAAAAAAAAGAAGGCAUGCUUCCUGAAAUAACUUUUGGAAUGCCAGUACGCCCUAUAACAACAGAGGAAGUUACCAUCACAUGCAGGUGCAGAGAAGAUUGGAUCUGUGAAUCACAGUGGUCUUGGAAGUCCUGGCCCUCAACCCCAAUGUUUGACCUACUGGAGAAUAAAUUCCAGAAGGAAUGGUUAGACGAGCAAAAAGGAAGAGACCAGAUCAAGCAGAAGAAAAAGACCCAUCAGGUCACCCUCGUAAAGAAUUAUCAAACCCGUGCAGCAGUGCUGAGCAAAGCAGUACCAAAAGUGGACCCUGCACCAAUAGUGCAUCCAAAACGCUACCAGAAGAUUGGACCUCACCUAGAUACCUUCCGGAGCAUGGAAGCUCGCCGUGCAGCUUUCGAUGCUAACUGGUUGGAUUCGGCUGCAAGGAGUGGCCCCCAUGGACAUGGUGUCUAUGCCUUUGAAUAAAUCGGAACCUAAAUUAUUAGUUUUCCUUAACUUACAAAUUAAAUAGAGGGAUUGUAAUUGUGCAUAUUUUCAAAUGUUUGAAAUAUGUAGCGAUUUUAAUACAUAACUGGAAUUAAAUUAAUCUUUUAGCCUUUUUGAUUACAUCUGUUGCGUUUCAAGAUGCAACACUAGAUUCAGGAAGAAAACUUACUUCAGUUUAAUGUUCUGUAUGUAGGAAAUUGUUAUUUUCAUCUCUCUGUUUAGAGAAAAUAAAUCGUCAUCUACUAUACAUCAAUGUCCAAGACAAC
This is a messenger RNA of Rhincodon typus (whale shark), 1460 nucleotides long. It is a transcript of the gene cfap77, whose product is annotated as cilia and flagella associated protein 77. NCBI's taxonomy places the organism in Eukaryota, Metazoa, Chordata, Chondrichthyes, Orectolobiformes, Rhincodontidae. The transcript is spliced from 8 exons. The record is from RefSeq and is a predicted model, not a curated record. Bases 358 to 1173 code for a protein of 271 amino acids.